Messenger RNA from Cylicocyclus nassatus, 444 nucleotides. Lineage: Eukaryota; Metazoa; Nematoda; Chromadorea; Rhabditida; Strongylidae. The record is from the annotation of a GenBank genome assembly.
AUGAUAGCAUCCGAUACAGAAGACACAUUUUCAGAAGCAAAAAUCGGAAAAUAUUGCGUAAAUGUCGUUCAACAACAACCAAGUGUUAAACGCCUUGAAACGUUCGAAGACAGAAAUUCACCUGACAAUUAUUCGAAUAUUGGGAAACCUUAUUUUGGGAAAGAAGAAUGCUACGAUCGGACAGGGAAUCGCAACGAAAUGCGCAUUUUGAUUCAUGGAGGAAGCCUUCUUUCAGCACUGUUAGCUGCUUUGAUAUGUACGAUAGUCGAGGGACUUGAGAUAGGACAAGAAUAUGCACUAAUGCGGUUGUUCUACUUCACAACCAUUUUGUGGGUUCCAUGCAUUGAUAUAGUAACAACUUUCUGGAUUACAGCGUCCUUGCGAAAUGUUGUCAACCCAUUCAAAAAAGCAACGGAGACAUUAUUCAUACAUUCGACAUUCUAA